Molecule: messenger RNA, 282 nt
Organism: Soboliphyme baturini
Lineage: Eukaryota; Metazoa; Nematoda; Enoplea; Dioctophymatida; Soboliphymatidae
Source: the annotation of a GenBank genome assembly
AUGGGGGGACCUGGCUCAGGACUGCGGUUCGGAGCUAGCCUCGUCGCUUCGCAGCUUCGUAAGCCGACCGUUGACGGACCAGUCGAACGGGACAGCGACUCGGCGACAGUGACGAGUCAUUGGCACGACGCAAAAAACAAAACAGAAAUGCGGGAUGCCUGUGACACCAGUGCCACUUUAAGGGAACAGGGUCAUGAGGCCGGAGACGGAAAAAAACACCUGCUCCUUCUUAGGCUCAACCGCGACGACGACGUUGCGACUCAGAGGGAAAGCAGGUUAUGA